Dracunculus medinensis (Guinea worm) is the source of this 390-nucleotide messenger RNA. The record is from the annotation of a GenBank genome assembly. Lineage: Eukaryota; Metazoa; Nematoda; Chromadorea; Rhabditida; Dracunculidae.
AUGAAGGUAGCGGUAUGGUUUCAAAAUAGAAGAGCCAAGCAUCGAAAACAAGAGAAACAACUAUCAAAAGCUCUUGUUCCACAGUCUAUGUUCCCACCACAAACAGCAGGACAAAUUAUGCGAGCACCAAUGUAUCCACCUAGCGCGAUGUCUGCGCGAACUGCUGCUGAUUCUUUCUGGUAUCAGCCAUAUCCAGUACCACGGCCAAUGGCAUAUCCAAGUGCAGCUCAGCCAUAUGGCGCUGUGUCAACUUCAGGUUUCAGCAAUGCAAUGGCCGGAUCAACAAUAAGUUCAUUUGGCACAGACCCAACAGAGGAUUUUUAUCAAAAAAGUUUGGCGCUUAGAAUGAGUUGUCGGGCUCCAACUACUAAUGUGCAAUAUCAAAAUUGA